Pomacea canaliculata is the source of this 5251-nucleotide messenger RNA. RefSeq names its product CCR4-NOT transcription complex subunit 7-like. NCBI's taxonomy places the organism in Eukaryota, Metazoa, Mollusca, Gastropoda, Architaenioglossa, Ampullariidae. The record is from RefSeq and is a predicted model, not a curated record. Bases 191 to 1078 code for a protein of 295 amino acids. Gene Ontology annotation, cellular component: P-body; CCR4-NOT core complex; CCR4-NOT complex. The transcript is spliced from 8 exons. Gene Ontology annotation, molecular function: nucleic acid binding; poly(A)-specific ribonuclease activity.
UGCGCAUGCGUAUUAAUAGCAAUACACAACGUGAACGUAAAAUAUUAGAACUUUGUUUUCAAUGCAAGGCUUGAAAAUAUGUGAUGCAAAGUGCCACUUGCGUAAAGAAAUGCACACCAGAGGUCUUUUGCCAGAAGCCACCACGAUCUUCAAUGAGUGGUCACUUGUUCAAGAUAGGUGAAGAUAAAACAUGCCAUCAAUAGCAGAGGCCGACUAUGGUAUCCGUGAUGUCUGGCAAAGCAACUUGGAGGAGGAGUUUCGCACCAUACGGCAGGUUGUUACCAAGUGCAAAUUUGUCGCCAUGGACACAGAAUUUCCUGGGGUUGUAGCACGCCCUAUAGGAGAGUUUCGCAGCACAUCUGAUUAUCAGUACCAGCUUUUGCGCUGCAAUGUAAAUCUCCUCAAAAUCAUCCAGAUUGGUAUCACAUUCUAUGAUGAGAAUGGCAUACCAGCAUCACCAGUCUCAACAUGGCAGUUCAACUUUAAAUUUACUUUGUCUGAAGACAUGUAUGCCCAAGAAUCAAUUGAUCUCUUGCGCAAAUCAGGAAUCCAGUUUGAGAAGCUGGAGAGUGAUGGCAUAUUGCCCAAUGACUUUGCAGAACUAUUGACAACGUCUGGUGUAGUUUUGAUGGAUGACAUCAAGUGGUUAUCGUUCCAUAGCGGCUAUGACUUUGGCUAUAUGUUGAAGAUUUUGACUGGUGAAAACUUGCCUGCGGAAGAAAACGCCUUUUUUGAGCUUUUGCGAAUCUACUUUCAAAAUAUAUAUGAUGUCAAGUACCUCAUGAAAAGCUGUAAGAAUCUUAAGGGAGGGCUUCAGGAAGUUGCAGAUCAGCUUGAGAUCACACGAGUAGGUCCCCAGCACCAGGCUGGAAGUGACAGCCUGCUCACUGGAAAUGCUUUCUUCAAAAUGAGAGAGAUGUUUUUUGAGGACAACAUUGAUGAUGCAAAGUAUUGUGGACAUCUGUAUGGACUUGGUACAUCUUUUGUUGCCAAUGGUGCUGGCUAUGAUACAUAUAACAACUCGCACACCCCUGUUCCAGGAGUAGAUGAGGGAGGAGCAGCAACUGUCAUCUCAUGAUGUCAUCAUCAGCACUGUCUUCAGCUUUUUUAUCAUUUUCUUUUUCACUCAUCGGACAUUCACCUGUAUCAUCAAUCCCUCGUUGUUUCAUAGCCACUAGCAAGAUCAGUGUAACCAGCCCCCACAUGGAAGCACUGGUUUGUCUCUUGCAAAAGGCAAACCUUUGUAAUUGAACCACUUGUGCUGAAGAGAAAUUCAUCGAAAAUCGAGAGUACAGGAAGUGAUCUGCGAAGUGUAGUCAAUGAAUCUUAAAGCCAUCAUUAGGCUGUGGAGUACAGGAGGGCACAAAACCAAAAAAGAACAUUCAAAAAGGAUGUGUUUUGUCUUCUGGGAGUGUGGCAUAAGAAUUUUCUGGACCAGAAUUAAGUAUGACUGUUUCUGUGUGAAUCAUUUUUUUAAAAUUAAGAAACUUCUUGUCUUCAAAAGGCAGCUCUCAGCUGAGCUAGGAUGAUAAGCUCUUGUAAACAAGUUUUAACCCAUCGGCAUUGCAGAAGACAUCUCAGGCUUUUCUGAAUUACCUGAAACCAGUUAGAUGUGAUGCAUGUAUGCACACAGAAGUGUGCAACGCAUGCACACAAGCAUGGGUAUACGCGUAUUUUCUUGCGAGUUGUUAUUUAACAGAUUAUUUGUCUAACUUUUCUCAUUAACAGAAGCACCUUUCUUAUCAUUCUAUAGAGAAAAGGGUGUUAGGUGCAGAAACUGAAAAAAACUGCAUUUGUAAAUGCGAGGCAGAGGGCAGGUAAUAGUAUGGCUGAGGUGGUGGUGAUGGUGGUGGUUGUUUAUUAGGCUUAACUGUAAAGGCCAUUUGAUGGAAGUCAACAACUGCUUAAAAUAGUUUAUUCUGUAUUUGAUAUAUGCUGUUAAGCAUCGUUCUUUUGAAUGUUUUUGUGGACUUGAUAUACUUGCAUUAACCGUGAGACAAUUAUAUGAGACAAUUAGUUUAAAAAAAAUGUUGGGGUAGGGGGUGAUAGGGAAGGAACAGUUUAGGUUUCCAAUCUUUGGAUUUAAACCUAUCUAACAAAAAACAAAACCAAAAAGCUCCACCCCCACUGACCACCAUCACACCCAUGCAGUAUUCAGCUCCUCUCAGUGGUUACCCACUACAGCAACAUGGGAUGUUUGCCAUACGGCUAUCCUCAAAACAAUGGCAAACCUUGCUAAGUUUUUAUGAUUAUGUUCACACUUUGCAUGCUAUAGACCAGCGUUCAUGUGGAAAAAUACGUCAAGACUUGCCGAACUGAUCAACAUGUGGCCAUCAUAGUACUGUUUCUUCUAACACUUUCAGCGCUUGGUUCUUUGAGGUGAGGAAUACAAAUGCGUGCUCAGUUUGCUCUCUUGAUAUUUAUUUUAGCAAAAGAUUGAGUUGUCUUGAAAUGUGGCAAUCACAUAUGAAGAUGGUAAGUAAAACCACUUACUGAAGGGUUGGCAUGUCUGGAAAUAUGGCUUUUGUAUGUAGAGAUUGUAAGUACUCUUAAUACAUUUUAAUUUGUGUGCUCAGUGGUUAAAUUGAAAAGAAAAACACCUCAGCUAAAGCAUUUUAAAAAAAAAAUAGAUCCUCUAUUUCAUAAUGGUUCUUGUACGGUUCGAAUCUUAUUAUUGGAUCUUACUGAGCCAUAGAUAAUAUUAAAUGUUUUGAGAAUGAGAGGACAUCAUAAAAGUCUUUCCACUUUAUAGCUGUAGCAGAUUAUUAAUAGCCCGAUAAAUUAUGGAUAUGCUAUAGCACCAUUAAUUUCUUUUUAAAUUUCUUUUUUAGAAAGAAUGACCAGUGUUGGUCAUCAGAAUAUUGUAUUGUCUGAUGAGAACAAGACUUAACUGUGUUUCCUGUGUAGAAACAGUUUAAUUGGGAAGAAAAAUUGUACUUAUUUUAAAUCACUGGUGUGAUAAUGUGAUAUACAAUCUGUCCCCAGGGUGUUUGGUGUUAACAGAACAGAUAGAUGGCUGACAUUUCAUUGUUUUAGUUGAUAUUAAUCAUGUAUGAUAAUUUUAAUUCUAUUACUUAAGCUCCUGAGUGUAUAGCUGUCUUUUCAUCUGUAGAGAAAAUAAUCUAGGAUUUUUUGCACUGUCGUGCUUUUCAGGUUAAAGUGACCUAGUUUCUUUUCAUUCAUAUUUUAGGUAAUAAAAAAUAAUGCAGAUUUUGAAGCACACAAUAACAUGUGAUGUAAAAGUAAAUACACAAUAUUUGCCACAAUAAAUAAUCUCAACCCCAGUAACAUCAAUCAGUUAAUGCAACUUAGAGUUACAAACAUGCAUACUGUGAAUGCUUCUUGGUUCUUCCAUGUUUUCAUGCAUGCAUUUUGCAAAUUUUUAGUGUUAGUUUUCAGUCUGUAACUUAUCUAAUUUCACUCAAUGCAGGACAUAUUUUGUAGUUAUAUGUUUUAAAGUGUGCUUGAAAUGUCAACCAUGUGGGUUUUUAACAAGGUUAGCUUGCGGGCUCUUAAGAAUGUGAUAAUACUUUUUGAGGCAGCUAGGCAUGACAUAGGUCUACAUAUAGUUCUUGAUAGCUUAAUUUAAGCCAUCAUCAUGUUUAAAGUGACUUCAUACUUUUUCGUCCGUCUCCAUCUUAUGUUUAAUCACCUAACAGUCUGUUUAACUGCUUUCUCCUUUUCUCUCUUUUACAAUUUUGCUUUAAUGGAUCUAAUGUUUUGGUUAAGACAUUGUCUAAAGAAUCUAAUCAGUCUUUGUUACCUGCAAUGAAUAGGUCUUUGCAUUGUAUUUGUUGCAUGUGUUAUAAGCAGCUAAGGAUGAGAGUAGAAACGCUGUUCUUUGCUCCCUAAAUAAAUCUCUGAUUCAUGAAGAAAGUGUCAUGUGGCCUCAUAUAUCAAGAAUAUUUUAAACUGUUGCGCAAGGCAGCUGUUUCAUUACUAGUUAUUUUUACCGAGGCAGAUAAUCUAUAGACACUGUAUUAUCUGAUUCAGGUUGUACAAAAGAUAUACCAUAUAAGAAAAUUUUGCAAAUAUUUAAAAAGAAAUUUCUUGAUUUAGUAGCUAUAAAACUUUUUAAGUAUAAGUAAUUUCGAAGGCAAAUAGUUUGUAGCUGACUGGCAGUUGGGCAAGGAUAUAUUUUUAUUUCUCGAUGGUUAUCCUCAACUUCUAAUGUGUGCUGGUAACAUUAUCUGUCAUAUGUUUUUGUUUCUGAAUCUGUUUUAUCAUGUGUUUCUCUCUCUCUCUAACUAAUGCAUAACCUGAUGCUUUACCUUUUUUAAAAUUCCUCACUUCUUUUCUUUAUCAUCAAUUGUGUAAAGACCCUUUCUUUUCCUAAAACAUUAAAUAGAUCCAGACAAAAUGAAACACUGUUCCUUUUAGUUUCAUUGAAGCAUAGAAUAAAGAACACAAAGUAUUGAUCUAGGAUUGGUUUUAAGAUAAUGCAGAAAUGCAAAUAACAUCCAAAACUUUCUUCUGCCAUGUUCAAAAGCUAUAGUCAUUGCACUGAAAAGUGUAUCAUGCUUAUGGUAGCCAUUUCCUUUUGUCAAAAAUACCCACUGCAGUCCAUGUGGAAAUCCUCUUUUUUGACACUCUGCUGCUUUAAAACUUAUGUAUGCCAUGAAAAAAAUGUAACUGGGACUGCUAGGUGAUAGCAGUUUUCUCUGCUGUUGCAAUAAUUAUGUGGUAAAGAUGAUGGUUUUAUUGUUGCUACUUAUAAGAAAAACUUAGUGAAACUGAUAAGGACACCAGGCCCUUUUAAAGAAGUAUACUUAUGUUCAAAUACAGAAAAGAGUGAGCUUUUAACCUUGUGCAAAAGCCUAGCUGUGAUUGUUGCCCACACCUGUUUGCAUUUUAUCUUUAAAGUAGAAUCUUAAAACCAACUGUUUUUGGUUUUAGCCUCUCCUUGUAUGAAUUUGUUCUCACCUGACAAUACAUGUCCAUGGCAUUCUUUUAGGAAACUAGUUGACAGAAGUGAAAGAUAUAUAGAAUUGUCAAUAAUGUUGUAAGUGAAUUUUGGAUCCAGCUUGAUGAUACAUAUUUUCAGCUUUAACACCUUUUCAAGCAGCAUGUUAAUUUUCAUUGGUCCUUUUAAGGUGGUAGGAUGCUUAGGGUACCAAAGUAUGAAUAAAAAAGUAUCCAAUCCUUCAGUGAAUCCAUGGCAGCACCAACUGUAAGGAGCUGCAUUUUUUUUAAAGACCAUUUUUCCUAAUCUUUUUAAAUUUGUAAAUAAAGCUUUUCCUUCAGCCUUAAA